Molecule: messenger RNA, 1207 nt
Organism: Oryctolagus cuniculus (rabbit)
Lineage: Eukaryota; Metazoa; Chordata; Mammalia; Lagomorpha; Leporidae
Source: RefSeq, a predicted model, not a curated record
GGCGGGCGGCAUCGGCUGCGCUGCCGGCUCCGGAGCUGCCUCGCGCGGCCGGGCGGGCGUCGCGGUCCUGGCGGGCGGCGUCGCGCGGGCGCGGGCUCGGGCUGGGCGCGGCGCGGCCUCGGGGCCGCCCAUGGGGCGCGGGGGGCCGGGCCGGUGACGCCGGACGCCCAUGGACGCCGCUGAGGAGCCGCAGCCGCCGGUGAUCUACACCAUGGAGAACAAGCCCAUCGUCACCUGUGCUGGAGAUCAGAAUUUGUUUACCUCUCUCUACCCAACGCUUUCCCAGCAGCUUCCGAGAGAGCCGAUGGAGUGGAGAAGGUCCUACGGCCGGGCUCCCAAGAUGAUCCACCUGGAAUCCAACUUCGUUCAGUUCAAGGAGGAGCUGCUGCCCAAGGAGGGGAACAAGGCGCUGCUCACGUUCCCCUUCCUGCACAUUUACUGGACCGAGUGCUGCGAUACUGAAGUGUACAAGGCCACAGUAAAAGAUGACCUCACCAAGUGGCAGAACGUCCUGAAAGCUCAUAGCUCUGUGGACUGGUUAAUAGUGGUCGUCGAAAAUGACGCCAAGAAAAAAAACAAAACCAACAUCCUUCCCCGCACUUCGAUUGCGGACAAGAUGAGAAAUGACUUCUGUAACAAGCAGAGUGACAGGUGCGUUGUGCUCUCCGACCCCCUGAAGGACUCUUCCAGAACUCAGGAAUCCUGGAAUGCCUUCCUGACCAAGCUCAGGACGCUGCUGCUGAUGUCUUUCACCAAAAACCUGGGCAAGUUCGAGGACGACAUGAGGACCUUGCGGGAGAAGAGGACCGAGCCUGGCUGGAGCUUUUGUGAAUAUUUCAUGGUUCAGGAGGAGCUCGCCUUCGUGUUUGAGAUGCUGCAGCAGUUCGAGGACGCGCUGGUGCAGUAUGACGAGCUGGACGCCCUGUUCUCCCAGUACGUCGUCAACUUCGGUGCCGGGGAUGGCGCCAACUGGCUGGCUUUCUUCUGCCAGCCAGUGAAGAGCUGGAACGGCCUGGUCCUGCGCAAGCCCAUAGACAUGGAGAAGCGGGAGCUGAUCCAGAGGCAGGAGGCCACCCUGCUGGACCUGCGCAGCUACCUCUUCUCUCGCCAGUGCACCCUGCUCCUCUUCCUGCAGAGGCCGUGGGAGGUGGCCCAGCGCGCCCUGGAGCUGCUGCACAGCUGUGUGCAGGAGCUGAAGCUGCUGGAG